UUUUAUAUACCUCCAAUAUUUCUCGCCCUCUCAUCAAUCGAAACUCCUAAAUUUUGUUCCCAAUUUCUCCAACCGAUCGAAGAUUUAAUCCAACAAUGCCUGCAAUUGCUGAUCGAAACUCGUCUUCCUUCAAGGAGAUCGUAGCCGCCAUCAAGUCUGACAAGAGCGGCGACAUCGCUGGAUCCAACGGCUGUUGUAUUCCUCAGAAACGGAGGUUAAGAUCCGAUGCAGCCGCGGCGAGAGAGAGUCCGGUGUCGACGCCUAUGAAACUUAAAUCGCCUUGCCGUCGCUUGAAUUCGAGCCCAAACAGCCCUGCAAACGGUAUUAAGGAAGAUUUUAGUGAAAAACCAGUGAAGAAGAAUUGGAAUCCGAGAGAUGUUGAGCAUAUGAGGGCCGUGAAGGAGGCACUGCAUGUUUCAACAGCUCCAUCAACUAUUGUGUGCAGAGAAGAUGAACAGAAAAGGGUUUUAGAGUUUUGCAAGGCAUGUAUAGAACAAGAGAAAGCUGGGAGUUUGUAUGCAUGUGGAUGUCCUGGGACAGGGAAAUCAUUAUCAAUGGAUAAAGUAAAACAGCAAGUUAUUGAUUGGGCAACAAAGCAGGAAGAUUUGCAGCCACUUGAAGUAUUAGCACUGAAUUGUACUUCUUUAGCAAACACAUCUGAGAUUUUUAGUAAGAUUCUUGGCAAGCACCAACCAAGGAAGAAAACUAUGGGCUCGACAUCACCUUUACAACAUCUACAGAAACUGUAUUCUAAUAACCAGGCACGAGCUGGCUCAAAGAUGAUGUUGAUUAUUGCUGAUGAGUUGGAUUAUUUGAUUACGAAGGACAGGGCAGUGCUUCAUGAUCUUUUCAUGCUUACAACUUUUCCAUUCUCCAGAUGUAUAUUGAUAGGAAUUGCAAAUUCUAUUGACCUAGCUGAUCGGUUUCUUCCAAGACUUCAGUCAUUGAAUUGCAAGCCUAUGGUUGUAACCUUCCGUGCCUACUCUAAAGAUCAAAUCUUGUCAAUACUUCAAGAGAGGCUCCUGGUACUUCCAUAUAUUGUCUUCCAGCAGCAAGCUUUAGAACUUUGUGCCAGAAAAGUUGCAGCUGCAUCUGGAGAUAUGCGGAAGGCUCUUUGUGUAUGUAGGAGUGCAAUGGAAAUUCUAGAAGCAGAAUUAAGAGAAUCUGCAAGCAACCUGAGUUUGGCAUCUGUAGAGGAGGAGUUCAUUAGUCAGCAGACAGCUCCGGCUCUUGAAAUCUUCCAAUCAGAAGAAAAUAAUACCGUCAGGAUUGAUCAUAUGGCUCUUGCAUUGUCAAAGACAUUCAGAUCACAUAUAGUUGACACUAUACAGUCUCUUCCUCAGCAUCAACAAAUUAUACUUUGCUCUGCAGUGAAGUUUUUCCGUGGUGGAAAGAAGGAUUCAACUGUCGGGGAGCUAAAUAAAUCUUAUAUUGACAUCUGCAAAUCAGCAAUGAUACCACCAGUUGGAAUUUUGGAAUUCUCAAGCAUGUGCCGAGUGCUAAAUGACCAAGGGCUCUUCAAACUAGGCCAAUCUCGUGAUGAUAAAUCGAAGAGAGUAACACUAAAGGUUGAUGAAGCCGAUAUCUCCUUUGCACUGCAGGGAGUUCGAUUCUUUCGGAAUUGUCUCCAGUAAUUCGGCAUUAAGGAGUUACGUAAGGACUCAGAUUUGGUGGCUGUCUAAAUUGUUCAAUGUGCCUGCUCCUAACUUCAGGCAUGCCAUUAUAAGCUUGAUCCUGAAGCUGCAGUCAUGUUUAUUCUACUUGGGUAUUGCAACGACUAAACCCAUUGCAACUUUGAGGGGGAAUACCAUCCGCCACAGCUUUCUUUCAGGAAUGCAAGAGAACAUGCAAUUAUUGACAAUUUUAUACAAAUUGUAAAUUUCAAAAAUAGGGGUUCUUUUUUUUUUGCCAUAAACUUUUGAAAAUAUAUAUUCUUGCGUAAUUUUUUUUCUUGAUGGGAUUCUUGUGUUAUCUUGGU
Theobroma cacao (cacao) is the source of this 1978-nucleotide messenger RNA. RefSeq names its product DNA replication factor CDC6B-like. Lineage: Eukaryota; Viridiplantae; Streptophyta; Magnoliopsida; Malvales; Malvaceae. The record is from RefSeq and is a predicted model, not a curated record. Gene Ontology annotation, biological process: mitotic DNA replication checkpoint signaling; DNA replication initiation; cell division. Gene Ontology annotation, molecular function: DNA replication origin binding; ATP hydrolysis activity. Gene Ontology annotation, cellular component: nucleus.